Messenger RNA from Corythoichthys intestinalis (scribbled pipefish), 5810 nucleotides. It is a transcript of the gene prkx, whose product is annotated as protein kinase X-linked. NCBI's taxonomy places the organism in Eukaryota, Metazoa, Chordata, Actinopteri, Syngnathiformes, Syngnathidae. The record is from RefSeq and is a predicted model, not a curated record. Gene Ontology annotation, molecular function: ATP binding; cAMP-dependent protein kinase activity. Bases 376 to 1422 code for a protein of 348 amino acids. Gene Ontology annotation, biological process: signal transduction; peptidyl-serine phosphorylation. The transcript is spliced from 8 exons. Gene Ontology annotation, cellular component: cAMP-dependent protein kinase complex; cytosol.
CUGAUUCACGCAUGCGUACACAGCGUACUCGGCGUAAAUAAGGAAAUGCGGAGGCGUAGGAUUCAUCCAUCUGGAAUUUUUUAACAUGCAAUUCAUUUUCGUAGUUUUAUACGGUGCUUUUUCUAACAAUUGUUGUAAUAUUUUAAGCUUUUGCUUGUUUUUAAGCGAACCACUUUUCUCUGGCAUUUACUUGUCAACAACUUCUUUUGUGCUAUUUCCAGUAGAGGCCUGAAUAGACAAUGACUGAAUAUUAUAUAGAAUGUCGUUACGUUUGUAAAAAUGUCCUUCCUUAGUUCAUGCUGAUACUAUAAAAUGGCGUAUUUAUUUAAUCCUCCAACAUUUUCAACCCUCACUAAAUAACCUCGGAGGUAACUCAUGGCGUCCUCCAAAGCAGAUACCGCAGUUAGCAAUUGUUCCAAAGAAAAUGUCCGUAGUAGCGGUCCCUCGGGUGACGCAUCGGACAACCUCCAGAGGUAUUGUCUUGAUGAUCUGAUGAGCAUCGCCACAGUAGGCACUGGAACUUUUGGUCGCGUAUACCUAGUUCGUGACAAGAACAGCAGGAUCUUUUAUGCCCUGAAGCAAAUGAGGAUACCUGAUGUGAUACGCCUGAAGCAGGAGCAGCAUGUACACAACGAGAAGGCGGUUCUAAAAGAGGUCAACCACCCCUUCCUCAUACAACUGUUUUGGACGCACCAUGAUGAAUGCUUCCUUUAUAUGCUAAUGGACUAUGUGCCCGGCGGCGAGCUUUUCAGCUACCUUCGUAGCCGAGGCCGCUUCAGUAACACCACUGGUCUCUUCUACGCCUCUGAGAUUGUCUGUGCUAUUGAAUACCUCCACUCCAAAGAUAUAGUUUACCGUGACCUGAAGCCAGAGAACAUCCUGCUGGACAGGGAAGGGCACAUCCGGCUGACUGACUUUGGCUUUGCCAAGAAGCUUUCUGACAGAACCUGGACUCUGUGCGGCACUCCAGAGUAUCUUGCGCCAGAAGUCAUCCAGAGCAAAGGUCAUUGCCGUGCAGUGGACUGGUGGGCUCUUGGCAUUCUCAUCUUUGAAAUGUUGGCUGGGCACCCACCAUUUUUUGAUGACAAUCCAUUUGGAAUCUAUCAGAAAAUUCUGGCGGGAAAACUAGAUUUCCCGCGUCAUCUGGAUUUUUAUGUCAAAGACCUAAUCAAGAAAUUUCUAGUAAUUGACCGAGCUAGACGACUUGGGAACAUGAAGAAUGGAGCAGAUGACGUAAAAAAGCACCGAUGGUUUAAGGCCAUUGAAUGGGAGUCUGUUCCGUUAAGAAAACUGAAACCGCCAAUAGUUCCCAAAGUCUCCCAUGAAGGCGACACAACUAACUUUGAAGUUUAUCCCAAUGAUGAAUGGAAAAAGGACCCAUCUGUUCCACCAAGGGACUUGGAGAUCUUCAAAAAUUUCUAACAUCUCACACAGUGUUUUAUUCAUGGGUAUAAGAAACAUUGAAAGAAAAAGAAGAAAAACAUGUCCUGUAUCUUUUAAGGAAAUACAGUGGACCCCUUCAUAUUGGCAGUUUGGCAUUCAAAGAUAUACCAAAUCGAGGAUUUUUUUUUUUUUAAACUACCAUCAGCAGGAAAACUCACUUGUCAGUUUUCUGUACCGCUAUGGGGGGGUGUAAGAGGUAAAAUGCUGUCAUCUAUAUGUGUAAUAGUGCAGUGUAGUGUCUCAAACUCAUUUACUGCCAUUGAUGGCAAUGGACGUCCAUGCCGCACAACAGCUCAGUUGAACAUUACCAUCUUACAUCUCGUUAACUAUGCAGUUAAAUAUUUGUUUCAACAACAAACUGCGCCACUAGACUAAUUCUUUAUCAUAAUUCUUGUUUAUGUGUACGUACAGGUACUGUACAAUGUGUGUGUGUUAUUAACUAUUUUUUUGUGAGUAUAAUUGUAAGCUUUUUAUUUAGGUGUUUUGGGUCCAUAAGUAUUGGGACUGUAUGUCUACAAUUUCAACUAUUAUAAGCAAUUAUAAUCACUUUAAGUGGCAUGGAUAUUUAUGGGAAUUUGCUAUUUGCGGUCAGUCUUGGUCUCUGUCCUUGGGGAAUCCUGGGGGUUCACUGUAUUUGGCAUGAUAUUCCGCAAACGUCCAUCAACUUCAAAUGAGUCUAGAUGUAACUUUCAUCAUACCACUAAACAUGCUUUUUAUACUCUUUCCCACUGGCCCUUUUUUUUCUUUUCUUUUUUUUUUUUUUGUAUCUUUCUGAGCCUAAACUUCAAAGAAAAUGCAAGACUGUUACUUUCUCAGAUGUUUUAUAUUUCAUUACAAUUGCAUAUUUUCUUGUGACCUCUGAACCCUGUGACUUUUUGGCCAGGAGCAAGUAUUAUGGGAAAAUACUACUUCCUUUUUUUGUUUACAAAAGGCAACAAAAGGUGCCUUAUAAUUUUGCUAUAUAGGUUUGCUAAUUUCACUUGAAAUUUCUCCUCAAUUUCUCAUUGUGACAUGACUCGAAAUGAAAUUAAAAAAGAAAAAACUGCGGUUCUAAGGUGCUCUUGUCCUUUGUCAUUUUUUAUCUUAUCAUCCUGGAAUUUUUUAGCCUUGCGGGCAACACUCGGAUGGCGCCCACCACUUAAAAUGUGUUCUUUACGAUAAAGGGACAUCAUUCAAAAGGAAUUAAAUGAAUUGGCAUUAUCAAUGGAGUGAUCUACCAACCACAAAUUAACAGAACUUUAUUUGGCAAGAGUAAGAUUAUUACAAUAACAUGUUGAACAUAUAGAUCAUCCAGAAAGUACUCUCGUUUUUUCUUUUUUCCAGAUAUUGCUAUUACAGCUUGAAAUGAAAUUGAUGUUUUUUUCCUUGAAUAUUUUACAACGGUCCAUAAUGAGGAAAAAAAUGACUAAAGCACUGUAACAUAAUGAAAUAUGGAAAAAGUAACACACUGAAUGCAUUCCAGAUGUUGUGACUGAUCCGUAGCAACUGCCAACAAAGACAAAACAUGAUGAGUAAAUCCCUCUGUAAUACAAAUGUGAACUGAAAAUGGUAAGAAAUGCUAGUUUCAAUUAUGCAUACUCUUAAAAUAGUUAUUUUGAAAUAUAUCAAAUAUUAAAAAAACAAAAAAGCAUUUAACAUUUGAAUUCUCCAAAAUCAUUUUGUUUUGACGCAAAAAUAUGUUUUUAGGAGGGAAUAAAUCAUGUUUAGUGGGACAUUAACUGAAGGAAUUGUUUUCUGAUACCUGAAUCUUAAUGCAGUUCUAAUAUUUAUUAAUUAGCCUCAGGCAGCAAUACAAAGUCAAAUCUCUACUUCAAACGUGCACCGACAUUACAUUCACCCAUCAAAAUAAAGUGGUACCUUGACUUAGGAGUUUAUUUUUUUACAGUGACUGAACUCAAAUUGUGAAUAAAACUAUGUUAGAGCGGAUGUUGUGGCUUCCUCUGAUGUAGAGUGGUAUGGAAAAGUAUCUGAACCUUUUGGAAUGUCUCAUAUUUCUGAAUAAAAUCACCAUUAAAUGUGAUCAGAUCUUUGUCAAAAUCACACAGAUGUAAAAACGGUCUGCUUUAACAAAAAAACAUCCAAACAUUUAUAGGUUUUCAUCUUUUAAUGAGGAUAGCAUGCAAACAAUGACAGAAGGGGGAAAAUAAGUAAGUGAACCCUCUGCCCAAGGAGACUUAAAGAGUAAUUGAAACAAAUUUUUACUAAACACACAAGUCUGGUGUGUGCCCAAUCACUGAUGAGUGGUUUAAAGCUGCCCUGCCCACUAAAACACAACACACCUGGCAAGAAUUAUCUUGAUGAGAAGCAUUGUCUGAUGUGCAUCAAGGCUUGGUCAAAAGAGCUGUGUGAAGACCUGCGAUCAAGGAUCGUUGAUUUGUAUAAAGCUGGGAAAGGAUACAAAACCAUCCCUAAAAGUCUGGAUGUUCAUCAAUCGAAAGUCAGAGAAGUCGUCUACAAAUGGAGAGAUUUUGGCACUGUGGCUUUUCUCCCAAGGAGUGGCCAUCCACCAAAGAUGAGGCCAAGAGUCCAGUGCAGAAUACUCAGAGACGUAAAACAGAACCCUACAGUGUCUGCUAAAGACUUAGAGAAAUGUCACUGGCACAGUCCAAUACCUCUGUGCACAUCGACUAUAUGUAAAACUGGCCAAGAAUUAUGUUCAUGGGAGGACUCCAUGGAGGAAACCACUGCGGUCUAAAAGAAAACAUUGUUGCUCAUUUAAUGUCCGCAAAAAGGCACAUGGACACUCCACAGAUGUUUUGGCAAAACAUUUUGUGGACUGAUGAAACUAAAGUUGAAUUGUUUGGGAGUAACACAAUGUCAUGUAUGGAGGAAAAAUAGAACAGCUCACCAACAUCAACACCUCAUCCCCACCAUGAAGCAUGGUGGAGGGAGCAUAAUGAUUUGGGGAUGUUUUGCUACCUCAGGGCCUGGACAACUUGCAAUCAUUAAUGGAAUAAUGAAUUCAAAAGUUUAUCAAGAUGUUUUGCAGGAAAACCUAAUGCCGUCGGUCAGACAGUUGAAGUUAAAAAGAGGAUGGAUGCUGCAACAAGACAAUGAUCCAAAACACAGAAGUAAAUCAACAUCAGAAUGGUUUCAGAAGAACAAAAUACAUGUUACGGAGUGGCCAAGUCAAAGUCCAGACUUGAACCCCAUUGAGAUAAUGUGGCAUGACCUAAAGAUAGCGAUUCCUGCCAGACAUCCCAGGAAUCUGACUGAACUACAGCAGUUUUGGAGCGAAGAAUUGGCUAAGAUUAGUCCUGAUCGAUGUGCCAGACUGAUCUGCAGCUACAGGAAGCGUCUGGUUGAAGUUAUUGCUGCCAAAGGGGAGGCACAAAAUAUUAAAUGUGAUGGUUCACUUACUUAUUUUCCCCCUUCUGUCAUUGUUUGCAUACUAUCAUUAAAAUAUGAAAACCUAUAAAUGUUUGGGUGGUUUUAGUUAAAGCAGACACUGUUUUUUCAUCUGUAUGAUCAGAUCACGUUAGAUUGUGAUUUUAUACAGAAAUGUGAGAAAUUCCAAAAGGUUCAGAUACCAAUGUAAGUUAACUCGUACCAGAAGUAUGGCCUCACAAAAAAACAAAGAACAAACAUUGAAACCGUAAUUUACAAAAGCCAGCAGUCAAUGCACCCCUAGGUGAAGCUACCACUGCAACAAAAAAGGUUUUCAUGACACGAGUUACCUGGAUUAUACCCAUCAUUGUAAACCUUAAAAAAAAAAAAAAAAAAAAAAACCUGCACCAAGCUAUUUUAAUACUUCUGCCUAUUAUUGACACAAAACCAACUUCAUAUACUACAAAAUGUUAUGAGACGUGACGUACAAAACACAUCAAAUUGAUCUUCCUUCUAAAAUGAUAACAGGAAGUGUCAUUACAGAAGGGUAGCUGGUUACAAAUGACAAAUCUGCAGUGACUGAUCAUGUUGGCAAAAUUAACUUUGCAACAACAAAAAACAGACUAUCGGGCAGCAGAAUUUUCCAAGAAGUCACAAUACUUUUGUACAAAGAAAGACGUAAAAGUUAGAUGCAGUUCCAUGGAAGAGGCGUAUGUUUUGCGGAGGGCUGUCUAGGAUGUCCUGAGCAGGUUGCUAAAAACUGAAACCAAAAAGGAAAUACAAAAUGUCUGCAUUAGUGUCUGCACCAGUUUAAAUCUUUGCCACAUUCAGCAAUGAUUGUCAGGUUAAAUAUUCAACAUUGAGUAACAUGCCAUUUUUCGGUGUACGAAUAUUUACAAAGUUUUGAAAAGCUGUUUUCUCACAUGUUUAUGAGAGUGUUUAAAAAAAAAAAAAUUUUUUUUUUUUAUUUGUUGUGGGUGGUUCUGAAAUGUAAUACCAGUAAUAUGAAUGGGGGAUUUGCUGUUUUCAAAUGUAUAGAU